AUGUGGGUUAACUUGCAGGACAACAACUACAGGUGGAUUGUACUGUUAGUGGCUAGGUGGGACUCGCUGAGGUAAACAACUAGAGGAAAGGUUAGCUUGCGCAACGGGGACUUUAAAGGUAACCUGGAAGUGAUAUCGUGAAAUAAGUUAUAUAAUGCAACUUGUUGAGAUUCGAGAAUACAUAUCUGCAACAAUAUCAAGAUUUACCUUGCCCUGACAGCAUUGAACUCGCCAGUAGCUUUUCCAAAGACAAGUUGCUGUAAUGAUAAAUGAACAAGUCCCCACAGCACCAGAAUAAAUACAGUCACCAGUGCGACUCCGACGCCUUCGUGUAGCAGGCUUUUAUUCUCCUAAUAUUGGUGCCACUCUGCAUCCUUGCCACUGGUACACCUUCAAGCGUCGCUUCGGUGAACACCUGAUGGAUGACGAGAGGGGAAAACUUAUUUCACUGCAAGGAAGUAGACGAUGGUAUAAAUAAAAUCGAAGGUGCAUCAGUUCCCAGUCAAUUAUUGUGUAAAAGUCUGGAUGGAAAGAGAUGCCUCGCGGUGACUUCAACGUUUAUUUUGCAAGCAGAGGAGGACAGCAUGUCAGGGCCGAAGAGGCAGCUGGCAUAGCUCUGUUGGUUGUAAUUCUCGCAGCCCUUCUCAUCGUCGGAUGCUGGUAUUUCAAGAGGAGAAGCGGGUACAAAAUGAUCAGGAGCCCAAGAUCAGGGUCCCCGCCAGGAUUCAGCGGAGGACAGUUCAGCCAGCGAAGAGCUGCAGCAGAAAACAAGAUGGGCCUCAGUGAGCUCCGACCUGUGCUUCCCAAUGCCCCUCCUGCCUAUGAGAAGAUCUCAUCAGGACCCCUACCUCCUCCCUACUCGCCCUAAUAACAACAGUCCUCUGUGGGAUAACCAAAAAGAUUAAACUUCAUGUGUUAUGUCAUUAAACACAUGAUCAAACUUGUGAAGAACAAAUAUUUUGCACUCUAUUCACUAUCACAAGUUUAUAGAAGUAUUCUUCCAUAUUUAAAAAACAAAAAAUUGGGGGGGGGAACACUGUAGUUUCAUGUUAAUGUUCUGACCUUUUAGCUCCACAAGCUUUUAUUUCUGAAUGCUGCUCAAAGAACAAGACUUUCUAUCAAUCCCUGUAUAUCUAACAUAACAAUGUUGUACUUUGGAAGUUGUUUGUUCAUUUCAGUGAUGACUCGGCGGAAGCUAGGUUCCCAACAAACCGGAUGUUCCGGUUUUCAGGAGGAAUGGAAAGCGAGCCUGUGACGCAACUUCCGCUUUUGGAGGUUUACAAGGCGGCGACGCUCCAUCUUAACUCCUCCUCCACAUUUACUGGAUUGGUUGAACAGUGCAGAAUAGAACCUCCCCGGACUAUUUUUUUCCUUCUCGUCAAGACCAGUAUGUAGGGGACCUAGUAUCAGGUGUUUAUUUUAUGCCUGCUACGUUACAUUAGUGACAACCAAAUGUGUAGCAGCAAUUGAGAAUUCUUCUGAAGUUAAUGACAACAGCUUACCGGCUUGAUUGUUUGCUUAUAUAUUUAAAAAUGUACUUAUGAGGAUUUGGAAAGUAUACAUUUCAAUAAAGAACUUAAUUCACA
Oncorhynchus mykiss (rainbow trout) is the source of this 1586-nucleotide messenger RNA. NCBI's taxonomy places the organism in Eukaryota, Metazoa, Chordata, Actinopteri, Salmoniformes, Salmonidae. The record is from RefSeq and is a predicted model, not a curated record.